Molecule: messenger RNA, 1472 nt
Organism: Haliotis rubra (blacklip abalone)
Lineage: Eukaryota; Metazoa; Mollusca; Gastropoda; Lepetellida; Haliotidae
Product: biotin--protein ligase-like
Exons: 4
Coding region: 430-1341 (303 amino acids)
Source: RefSeq, a predicted model, not a curated record
UAAAGCGGCAUAAAACUAAACUCACUCCCUUGAGAGUAUAAGAAACGGUGUUACACGAUUGUAGAAGUACACGAAUAGAUACAAACGAGACACACCUGAGACAGCAUUUUACGCAGAAUUGUUUUAUAAAACGCUGGAAUCGCCCGUGUAAAUAUACGAAAUAGACUGGGCCCAAUGGAGUAAAAAUUAUAUUGAAAACCAAAAAGAAAACUAAGUAAUAACAUAACCCUCCUCACGGCGUGAGUGACUCAACUUCCUACAUAAAACCGUGUAUGUGAGUUUAGUUUUUACCAUUUAACGAUAAUAAGUUGCUAGUUGUUAAUUAGUGUUUGAAAUAUUAAAUAUUAUCAUCGUGAGAUAAAUGUGUUUGAUAGAAUAGUAUUAUGAAUAUGAUUGUGUGUAAAUCGUGUAGAAUGUGUUGUAUCAAAAAUGAUGAUUUUGUAUGCAUUACUUCUAUUCAUAAUGCCUGCGACACAUUCCAGUGUCGUUUUAGAAUGGUUUGAUCCACAAUUUUAUAAAAUCACGAUUCGGACGAGCGACUGCCUCAAUCAAGGACAAGAACGAACAUUAGGUGGUGGCUUGAUUAGUGCGCUGAUGGUGUAUUUGGGGCUGGUUCGACUGAGACGACUGCUGGGGAUGUCUAAGCGUAAGGUGUAUGUGUAUCAUGGGGAAGGAGCGGAGGUGAAGUGUCGAAAGCAGCUGUUUGCAUCACUGAAGGAGGCAGUUGAUGAGACUUACACUGUUGCCUAUAUAAAACCAGCCGAUAUCAUUGAAGGUCAUUGGGUCAAGGAUGCUGCACUGCUUGCUAUUGGUGGAGGAUAUGACCUUGGCCUCAUCCGUGCACUAGGGGCUUCUGGGAUAAAGAUUAUCAGAAACUAUGUGCUGAAAGGAGGGGCAUACUUAGGGUUGUGUUCAGGGGGGUACUUCGGCUGUGACUUUAUAGAAUUUGACAAAUGUGGACCUUUAGAAGUUUGUGGAGAAAGACAUCUGAAGUUUUUCCCAGGUCUCUGUGAAGGUCCUGUGUUUCCUAAUUUCAAAUACAACUCCUACCAAGGUGCAGUUGCAGCACCAACUGAAUUCUUGGACACAAAUCUGCAAAAAGUUGUUAAAUUUCAUUCCUAUUUCAACGGAGGGGGACACUUUCAGCCAUACGACCAUGUCAAGGCCAUCAUGAAGGAUCACCUCGGCUGCCAAGUCUCAGGACAAACAUUACAGACCAUUCCCAGUCUUGCCAUUGAACAUCAGACAGACUUGGGAUCACCCUCAAGGGGAGAUAACCCUUUGCAUACCAGUGAUUUAGUUCCACGAUUUGAUAUUCUUGCCAAAUAUUCCUCCAGUUGAAGGAGCUCCUGCUUCCAUUGUGAAAACAAGCUUUGGCAGUGGUGUGGCUGUUUUGACAGGGAUCCAUGUUGAGUGCAGGACAGAUCAUUUUCCUUUGGACGACCCUUUUGUUGCUGCCAUGAUAGAUGAUU